AUGGCACUUGCAGCCUUCCUAGCCUCGUGCGAUCGUGCGGCCGAUUAUCCCGUGAAUCUGUUGGACAGUGGGUCUGUAUGUCCAUCUCUCCUUCAAGACUACAAACGACGACUACUUCAGAAGACGAACACCUUAUUUCGCCCGGAGCCAGAUGCUCGAGUGGAGCUUUUCUACUACGAUGAGUGUCAAAGAUCGUUUGGCGGCAAUCUUUCCACCUCCCUUCCCGAGCUUAAGCGUCACCUCGCAGGCUCUACCACCCAUGUGCAGAAGGACAAGCCAUGCACCUUUGUCUUUGUCGGGGCCCCUAACGCGCGACGGGCGUUGUACAUCAGCCUUGCCAUGUCACAGUGGAUCUUCUCGGUCUUUCAAGUUCUCCCAAGCUUUUUGGAGUUCUUGUUUGUUUUUGGCGAGUCCCUGUAUCCGGUGGACUCGCAGUUCAGCGGCUUCCGGGAGGAUUGCCGGCUCGAAACGACUCUCCAGAGACAGAAGAUCACGGAGCUCGAGCGGUCGGGCCAGGAUUACCAAAUUUGCUACAACCUGAAAUCGUUUGAGAGAAAGGAGGGUUUGCAAUGGCCAUGGUCAUGUCGGCAGACGGUCGUGUUCCAUGCCUUCGACGCACAGCAAGGGCAAGCGACCUGGAUCACGAUCAAAGCGAACGACGUUAUUCGUGAACGUCUGAAGGAGGCGUCGGAUAUGAUCUUGUCCAGGGAUCCAAGUGCCUUUACAACAUUGUCGAAUAAAUUCGCCAACACGCUUACCAAUCACCUUGUAGUCGUCGAGUGGUGCGCAGAGACCUGCAGAAGGUACCUCAGCGACAUCGAGGAGAAUCUGCAAACCAUCAGGCGUCGCGCUGAGGCAGAUAAAGUGAGCAAUUUCGUCCCGACCGACGACAUCAUGCCCACCACCGCCGCUGGUAUACCAAUGAGCAACUUGACUCCGGGGAGAAGCUGGACAUUACGACACGGCAGCACCCGCACAAACACUGCCGCUUCUCAGAAGUCCACGCUUGGGUCGGUGCCUCAGCCAUCGCAGCCUUUACCGUCCAGCAUCGCUGUGAAUGUGCCUGUCGGGUACCGAGAUCCACCCCACCUGCCUCCAGAAUACGAUCCUAGAUAUCGGAUUGCACAGCCAGACGAGGAACAGCAUGCGUACAAGAUUGACGAGCUCCAGCAAGCCCAGCACUUGGAGAGUCACGUCAGUGACGCUAUUCUUGUGUUCAAGAGUAAUUUCCUUGUCCUCUCCCAAAUCGACACCUUCUACAGACGGCUUGCCCAAUCACAAGACCUGGAUUCUGCGUUGCGAACAAGCAUGCAGACAUCGGUGCAUCGAUUCUCGAAGCGGAUGGAAUCGGUGCGAAACGAUCUGCAGAUGCACCUUGACCGGCUUGAUAUCAUCUCCAAGCUGAUUGCGGAGUACAAGAACUUACUCUACGGGAUCCUGGAAUAUCAGAGCAUGCAAGCCAACAAAACGUUCGCCCUGGAAGCGCGGGCAUCUGCCAAGCGUAUGGAGGACAUGACGCAGAAGAUGCGAGACAUGACAUUCAAGACGACGUUCGAAACCGUCUUGAUGCGAAUCAUCACCGUAGUCACGGUAUUCUUCCUGCCGGCGACCUUUGUUUCCACCAUGAUGUCGACCGACAUGGUUCAAUACGACAGAUCAGACUCGACCAUCAGGUCGGGCAGAACCUCGCUCGGUGCAGUCAAGCUCUUCCUCUGUGUUACCUUCUCGUUGAUGGUGCCCACAUUUGCGUCCGGGUGCGCUCUUUACUGGUGGGCGCUGCGUCGGGCAGCGUAG
Molecule: messenger RNA, 1794 nt
Organism: Cladophialophora carrionii CBS 160.54
Lineage: Eukaryota; Fungi; Ascomycota; Eurotiomycetes; Chaetothyriales; Herpotrichiellaceae
Exons: 1
Coding region: 1-1794 (597 amino acids)
Source: RefSeq, a predicted model, not a curated record